AGCGCGGAAGGCGGCCGGCGGGUUUGAAGGCGCGCGCGCGGCGGGGGAAGGCGGGAAAGCACGGGCGGGCCGGGCCCCGGUCCCCGGUCCUGUCCUACGGCCCCGGGAUGGCCGGGCCCUUGAAUCAGUUUAAAAAAGACUACAGAGCAAGAUUCUGCCAAGGAGGAGGAACUAAGAUUGAUGUACAACCAGGUCAAAAUGUGCUGGAACUCAUAGAGAAUUGUUUCCAAAGUUGUGGUAGUGAUCUUACAAUAAAUUCUCCAAGUACGAGUCUUUAUUGCUCAACUCCUGUUGCCGGAAAAAGGAGGAAUUCAACACAGAGCCAAAGGCCAGAGGCAGGGUUACCUAACUCUGUGAAAAGAGCCUGUAAUGCUGAAGAGUCCUUACCUGCAUCACCACUAAAACCAGCCAGAAGCAGAGGAUCAUCCUAUGAAUUACCCCUGAAGCCUGCAAUACCUGAUUACGUAGCUGAUUCUAAUAAACCACAGUCUCCUGUAUCUAAAAGAGGAACAAAUGAUAUAUUAGCAGAUGUUGAAGCACUAUGCAAAAGUCCUGCCUUGUCUUUGGAUGCUGAGGAUGAUCAUGAGUCUCUUGGAUCACCUCUUCUUUUGGAGGAAGCAAAAAGUCCUCCAGUCUAUAAAUCACACUUGGAUGACCAAAAUAGUCCUGCUGCAGUGAAGAGCCCUGUGGAAGCUGAAAAUUUGGAAGGACCUCAGACUGGGAGAGACGAGCAGGUUGUUCUCGAGCAAGGAAGAGAAUGUGUGGCUGCGUCAUCUGUACAGAAAGAGAAGGGUUUCUCCUCGAUUGUCUUAGCAGCUCUAGCAACAGGAACGCGUGGAGAAAGGUAUUCAGCCUCAGUAUCACCACCAUCACCACCUCCUGUUAAAGAUCAAGAUAUAGAAAUAGAAAAUGAAUUUGAAUUUUUAAUUGAUGAAUCAGAUGAUGUUUCUUGGUUUUCAAUACCGUCUAAGAAGAAAAAAUCAAAAAAAGAUGGCUCUGCAACUCUGGUUUCUAAAGCUCAGCCCUCUGAAAAGGAGAAGACAGAGAGUAAGAAAGGCAAGAACAGAAAAGCACAGGUUGAAGCACAUACUAAACAAAAAAAAGAUGGUUUGGAUGACAGAAAAUAUGACUCCAAAGGAACAUCGGAAUCGGAUCCAGUCUCUAACAGCAAAGGAAAGGUCCUUAAAUCUCAAAGGCAAAACAGUGCUCGUACAGGAAAGACUAAAAAGGAUGCACUUAAGCAAAGCUUUUCAAACCAGAAAAAGGACACGUCCUGGAAACCAGAGGCUGAAGACCUGAUGCUGCCACCCUCUGUGUUGGAAACUAAAGCAUCUGAUGCAGAGCAAUGGAAAACAAAGGUCGUGGCAAGUGAGGAUUUGCCUGUGCCCUCAGUUGAGCAUCAGCAAGAGCCAGCUGUGUCUCCAAAAAAGAAUCUCGGGUCUUCCAAGUAUCUGCAGUCAGAGUCAAAAGCUUCUCGGCCUUUAGUUGACAAGAAACAAACUGCUAAGCAGAAACUUCCAAAAGAUACAGCGGCCAAGAAACUGGCAGAAAGUCCGAGGAAGAAGCUUAAAAAAUCAGUCAAGAAAAGUAGUAAUAAAAAGCCUCCGUUACAAAGAGAGGAGAGUUCAGACAGUGGAGAGGAGGGUGCUCACAGUGGACCUCCUGAAGUAGAGCUUGAAAGAGAGCCUGUAAAAUUGCACACGUUGGAGUCACCUGAGGAUGAAAAUAACAAAACUCCCGUAAAAGCGCAGCAGCAUCUCACAGACAGCAUGAAGAAGUCUGAAAAGAAACGUUUGUCAACUAAAUCUUCAGGGAAGAUACCCAAAAAGAUUUGUCACAGAACCAGUAAAGAUGUUUGCUCAAACUCUGAGGACACCGAGUCUCAAACGGAUUCUGACAGCUCUUCUGUAGAGGACGUGGCAAGCAAAAACCAGAAGUUACCAGAUGUGAAAAUAAAAAACAGUAUGAGAAAACAUAACAAGCCACGUGGACCACAAGAUCGCUUUGCAGCUGAGAAGGCUCUGAGUCAUGAAAGUGGGCCUGUUCUAGAACAUUAUGAUAAACGUGCUUUGAGAAGGAAGCUCUGUGAACAGGAUAAUACAUCUUCAGAUAAUUCUGAAGAUUUGAGUUAUCAAGUAAAAGAGCUGUUAGACAACAUAGCAAGGCAUAAAAUAGUAAUGCCUUCCAACACACCUAACGUCCGUCGGACAAAAAGGAUACGACUAAGACCUCUGGAAUAUUGGCGAGGCGAGCGUGUAAACUAUACAAUGAAGCCUUCAGGAGAGCUUGUGAUUAGUGGAAUAGAGUGUCCAGAAAAAGAAUCUCACCGGAUGGUUAAACAGAGGAGGGAUGGUCGCCAGCAGAAAAGAUUAGAAACAAGAAAUGAGGUACCUGCAAAUUUGGAUCACUCCAUAGUUGAUACUUCUAAGCUAACAGUUGUCCUGGACCCACUCACAAAUGAGGAAAUACUUCUAGAAUGUAUUAACACUGAAAGCAAUCACACGUGCUUCUUCAAAGAUGAUACGGUAGAAAUAUAUAAAAACUUGAAUACACCUGCUUUUGCUGUUGGUAGAUUGGUUUUGAAACCAUUGAAGGAAAAGGGACACCAGUUUGUCCACAUGGAUACAAUAGCUUUCCAUGUGAUCUACGGCAAAAUUAUUGUUACCUUACAUAAGACAUCGUAUCUCCUGACUACAGGUCACUACUUCUAUGUUCCAGCAGGAAAUAUAUAUAACAUACGGAAUCUUCUGAAUGAAGAAAGCGUUCUUCUCUUCACACAACUCAAAAAAGACACGUGAAGAACUUUCUGCAGAGAAGUUUGCUGAAACUCUUUUCAAGUUUUCACCAGAAGCAAGAAGCACGUUGCUGGGAGACCUCUUCCCCAUGGCUUUGCCUGCAAACUGAAGAUCCAUCUAAUGCAAAGGAGUUGUAAAGAAUACUGUACCUACCACCCAACUGGAAGCACACCCUGGUCUUGUGGCCUGUUGUUCCUUUGAUCUUAAAAGAUCGUUCCCUAGUGUAAAUUGUAAAUAUGUGGUUUGUAACAAAUUAUCUUGUCUUUUGUAUCAAUAAAUAUUAAAUAAUGCA
Messenger RNA from Calidris pugnax (ruff), 3087 nucleotides. It is a transcript of the gene CENPC, whose product is annotated as centromere protein C. The record is from RefSeq and is a predicted model, not a curated record. Gene Ontology annotation, cellular component: kinetochore. Gene Ontology annotation, molecular function: centromeric DNA binding. Gene Ontology annotation, biological process: kinetochore assembly; spindle attachment to meiosis I kinetochore; attachment of mitotic spindle microtubules to kinetochore. The transcript is spliced from 19 exons. NCBI's taxonomy places the organism in Eukaryota, Metazoa, Chordata, Aves, Charadriiformes, Scolopacidae. Bases 108 to 2798 code for a protein of 896 amino acids.